Messenger RNA from Thunnus maccoyii (southern bluefin tuna), 9110 nucleotides. It is a transcript of the gene kcnma1a, whose product is annotated as potassium large conductance calcium-activated channel, subfamily M, alpha member 1a. Gene Ontology annotation, cellular component: postsynaptic membrane. NCBI's taxonomy places the organism in Eukaryota, Metazoa, Chordata, Actinopteri, Scombriformes, Scombridae. The transcript has 33 exons. Gene Ontology annotation, molecular function: large conductance calcium-activated potassium channel activity. The record is from RefSeq and is a predicted model, not a curated record. Gene Ontology annotation, biological process: potassium ion transport; transmembrane transport. Bases 796 to 4635 code for a protein of 1279 amino acids.
UAUUGCUGCCCUCUGUCCAUCUUUAUUAUUAGCGCUUCGCUCCGCCCUCCUACCUGUAAAUCUCCCCGCUCUCCUCUGGAGCGGAUCUGACAGGCGCUCUCAGCUGGCCGCUCCGUGCCAGGGCUGCAGGGGACCGAAUGGAGACAGCGACAUCCACCCGAGCGCCAGUCCUUUUACGCAGAAUUGACAGCGAAAACGCCCGCAAGAAUAUGUAGUCUUCGGCGCCGCAGUGACAACCAACCAAUUAAUAGAAUUGAAUUACAUCUCUCUCUGUGUUUUCUCGUUUUGUUGCAAACCUUUCACAGUCGAUUGACGCUCCAAGAAAAGUGAAAUCGAUUCUCCGCCUGCUAAUCGACAGGAUCCCUGAAUGGAAGACGGCUAGAGAGGUCGCUUCGCCGAGAACGGGCUGCAACAUUUUUCACUGUCGUUGUGUUUACCAUAAUCCGAAAUUAUCAUUGGCAGCCUCGACGGCUGCAAACGAGGCCGUCUUUACCAUGGCAUUAGGCGUGAAAGAGCCAGAAAACCCUCUCAAAGCGAGAAGCGCCUAAGAUUCGUCAUUAUUGCGGAUUUAAAUGCCUCUCUCCAAGGGCCACCGACCCUCUAUUUUGGUCAGGUUCGCGUGCGCGGUGUGUCACGCUGUCAAGAAUAAACAAUUCAUAGGCUGUUAAUAUACAGAAAGAGACUCCAUCGGGUGGGUGAACAUAAUCUACAGCGAAGAGGGGGAUUUUUUUUUUCAAGCAAUAUGGCUGGUGAGUGGGGCUGGGGACGCUGGCACAGGCUCUCCAAGGCUCCUAAAUGCUAGCUGAGGCAGAUGGCACCGUUCCCCAUGGAAGCGACAGCUCUAUGAGGACAAGCAAUAUCAAUAAUAAUAUAAAUCCGGACUCUUCAAUCUUAAUAUCCAAGAUGGAAGACGUUGUCAUCCCGUUCUCGUCUGAGGUGCCCUGCGACAAUAAUGGACAGCGCAUGUGGUGGGCAUUCCUCGCCUCCUCCAUGGUGACGUUUUUUGGGGGUCUCUUCAUCAUCCUGCUGUGGAGGACUCUGAAAUAUAUGUGGACUGUUUGCUGCCAUUGCAACAUCAAAACCAAGGAGGUUCAGAAGGUGAACAACCCCGCCAACAAUCAGGCAGCAGACAAGGCACUGAAGGGUCCUGAUGAGAAGGAGGAGGCCCCAGCCAGUGAGGUUGGAUGGAUGACUUCAGUCAAAGACUGGGCUGGUGUCAUGAUCUCUGCUCAGACGCUCACUGGCAGAGUUCUGGUGGUGUUAGUCUUUGCACUCAGCAUCGGGGCCCUCGGAAUAUACUUUAUAGAUUCUUCAGAUCCUAUAGAAUCCUGCCAGAACUUCUACAAAGAUUUCACGUUACAGAUCGAUAUGGCCUUCAAUGUCUUCUUCCUUCUUUAUUUUGGUCUGCGGUUUAUAGCAGCCAAUGAUAAGCUGUGGUUCUGGCUGGAGGUCAACUCAGUGGUCGACUUCUUCACUGUUCCUCCUGUGUUUGUCUCUGUCUACUUAAACAGAAGCUGGCUUGGUUUAAGAUUCCUGAGAGCGCUAAGAUUGAUACAGUUCUCGGAAAUCUUACAGUUUUUGAAUAUCUUGAAAACAAGCAAUUCCAUCAAGCUGGUGAACCUGUGUUCCAUCUUCAUAAGCACAUGGCUUACAGCUGCUGGAUUCAUACAUUUGGUGGAAAACUCAGGGGAUCCUUGGGAAAACUUCCAAAACUCCCAGUCACUUUCCUAUUGGGAAUGUGUCUACUUGCUGAUGGUGACUAUGUCUACAGUGGGCUACGGGGAUGUCUAUGCAAAAACCACCUUGGGACGCCUGUUCAUGGUCUUCUUCAUCCUUGGUGGUUUGGCCAUGUUUGCCAGCUACGUCCCUGAAAUCAUAGAGUUAAUAGGAAACCGCAAGAAAUAUGGUGGUUCCUAUAGUGCGGUUAAUGGGAGAAAGCAUAUUGUGGUCUGUGGUCAUAUUACCCUCGAAAGUGUCUCCAACUUCCUCAAAGACUUCCUACACAAGGACAGGGAUGAUGUCAAUGUAGAAAUUGUUUUUCUCCAUAAUAUUUCCCCUAAUCUUGAGCUGGAAGCCUUGUUCAAACGGCAUUUUACCCAAGUAGAGUUCUACCAGGGAUCUGUUCUCAACCCUCACGAUCUGGCCCGAGUGAAGAUCGAGUCAGCAGAUGCCUGCUUAAUCCUUGCCAAUAAAUACUGUCCAGAUCCUGAUGCUGAAGAUGCCUCCAACAUCAUGAGGGUCAUCUCAAUCAAGAACUACCAUCCCAAGAUCAGAAUAAUCACACAGAUGCUACAAUACCACAAUAAGGCACAUCUGCUGAACAUUCCGAGCUGGAACUGGAAGGAGGGUGACGAUGCUAUCUGCCUGGCAGAGUUGAAGGCAGGCUUCAUUGCCCAGAGCUGUCUGGCCCAGGGCCUGUCAACCAUGCUGGCCAACCUCUUCUCCAUGAGGUCCUUCAUUGAGAUUGAGGAGGACACAUGGCAGAAGUAUUACCUUGAAGGAGUGGCUAAUGAGAUGUACACAGAGUAUUUGUCCAGUGCCUUUGUGGGCCUCUCCUUCCCCACUGUCUGUGAGCUGUGUUACGUGAAGCUGAAGCUGUUGCUUAUUGCCAUCGAAUACAAGUCUGAGCAGAGAGAGAGCAGAAGCCGAAAGCGCAUCCUCAUCAACCCGGGCAACCAUGUCAAGAUGCAGGAGGGAACACUGGGAUUCUUUAUCGCCAGUGAUGCCAAAGAAGUAAAGAGAGCUUUUUUCUACUGCAAAGCUUGUCAUGAUGACAUCACAGACCCCAAACGGAUCAAGAAGUGCGGAUGCAAACGACUGAUUUAUUCCAAGAUGUCCGUCUACAAACGAAUGAAACUGGCAUGUUGUUUUGAUUGCGGCCAUUCAGAGCAAGACUGCUCUUGCAUGUCAGGCAGUGUACAUAGUAACAUGGACACCCUUCAGAGGGCCUACCCACUUUCCUCUGUCUCUGUUCAUGAUUGCGCAACCACUUUACGUGCCUCCAAAUAUAAGUAUAAUGGAUAUGUCAGAUCACUCGAAGACGAGCAUCCAUCAACUCUCUCGCCCAAAAAAAAGCAGCGCAACGGAGGGAUGCGAAACUCACCUAACUGCUCGCCCAAAAUGAUGAGACACGACCCCCUUCUAAUUCCUGGAAAUGAGCAAAUCGAAAACAUGGACAUGAACGUGAAGAGGUAUGACUCGACAGGGAUGUUUCACUGGUGCCCAUCAAAAGACAUCGAAAAAGUCAUCCUGACCCGGAGUGAAGCCUCCAUGACGGUGCUGAGCGGCCAUGUAGUGGUCUGUAUAUUUGGGGAUGUCACGUCCGCUUUAGUGGGGCUGCGAAACUUGGUGAUGCCUUUAAGAGCCAGCAACUUCCAUUAUCAUGAACUAAAGCCUAUAGUCUUUGUGGGCUCUCUGGAUUACCUGCGAAGAGAAUGGGAAACUUUACACAACUUCCCCAAGGUCUCCAUCUUACCUGGUACACCAUUAAGUCGGGCAGAUUUAAGGGCUGUCAACAUCAACCUCUGCGACAUGUGUGUAAUACUGUCAGCCAAUCAGAACAAUAUCGAAGACGCCUCACUUCAGGAUAAGGAAUGCAUCUUGGCAUCACUCAACAUCAAGUCUAUGCAGUUUGAUGACAGCAUCGGGGUCUUACAGGCUAAUUCCCAAGGUUUCACGCCUCCUGGAAUGGACAGGUCAUCUCCAGACAGCAGUCCAGUACAUGGCUUUGUGCGGCAGGCUUCCGUCACCACCGGAUCCAACAUCCCCAUCAUCACAGAACUAGUGAACGACUCAAACGUUCAGUUCCUGGACCAAGAUGAUGAUGACGACCCAGACACAGAGCUGUACCUCACUCAGCCCUUCGCCUGCGGCACUGCCUUCGCUGUCAGUGUACUCGACUCCCUGAUGAGCGCGACAUACUUCAACGACAACAUCCUCACGCUGAUUCGGACGCUGGUCACAGGGGGAGCCACACCAGAGCUUGAGGCUCUGUUGGCUGAGGAGAACGCUCUCAGAGGAGGCUACAGCACACCGCAGACACUGGCUAACAGAGACAGGUGUCGCGUCGCCCAGCUAGCCCUCUACGAUGGGCCAUUUGCCGACUUGGGGGAUGGCGGCUGCUACGGGGAUUUAUUCUGUAAAGCAUUGAAGACGUACAACAUGCUGUGUUUUGGAAUCUACAGAUUAAGAGACGCUCAUCUCAGUGUACCGAGCCCGUGUACAAAACGAUAUGUGAUCACAAACCCACCGUAUGAGUUUGAGCUGGUGCCCACAGACCUGAUCUUCUGCCUCAUGCAGUUUGACCACAACGCGGGCCAGUCCCGAACAAGCUUGUCCCACUCUUCCCACUCCUCUCAUUCCUCCAGCAAAAAGAGCUCCUCCAUCCACUCCAUCCCGCCCUCCAACCGGCAGAACCGCAGCAGUAAGACCCGGGAGGCCCGCGACAAACAGAAUGCAACAAGGAUGAAUAGAAUGGGCCAAGAAAAGAAAUGGUUUACAGAUGAACCGGAAAAUGCCUACCCACGGAACAUUCAGAUCAAGCCCAUGAGCACUCACAUGGCCAACCAAGUCAACCAAUACAAAUCCACUAGUAGUCUGAUUCCACCAAUCAGAGAAGUUGAAGAUGAAUGCUGAACACCAGGUUUUCUUGCUGACUCACCAGACAUCUGUGCGCUCUUUCUGAAGAGAUGGGGAAGACAUCACCAUUGGAGGAAUGAUGAUGAUGAUGAUGAUGAAAAUGAUGAUAAUGAUGAUGGGGGUGUUGAAGACUGACACAUUUCUCUUCACUCAUUCUUCUAAACGAGAGUUGGACAGGAACCCAAACUGGAAGGGACCUCCUAUGUGUAUACCUUUAACGUUACUUCCAUGCUCUUGGACAUUGUUUUAUUUAUUAAUGUAUCCAUAGAGAUGUACAUAAUGACAAUCAAAUAAGGAUUGUACAGCCCCUCCCCCCUAGCACUUUUUGGAAUUAUUUUAAGAGUUGACAAAAAAAAAAAGAGUACUUCCUGUAAUUUGCAAUAGUUCACCUCUUCGUGUGACCAGACUCCAUGGCUAAGGUGACUGGUUAUUGGAGGAUGAGGGUUGCAGCGAUCAUAUCAUCUCCCAAAGAUUCACCCAGAUGCGUCACAUCAAACCAGCUGGGCUCAUCGACUCCACAUCUCCUGUCUGCUUCUGUUCUAUUUGCACUAAAACUGAACAAGUUACUUUCUGGCAGAACAACUGGAACCGUGAGACCCCUCCACCAGUAAAAAUGUCUCCUAGGAGAUGAAGGAAGCAAGGAAGGAAGGGAGGAAGGGAGGGAGGGCUGCUUGGCUUUGGAGGCAUACUAAUCUUGCUUUUAGGUUGUUAUACAUCAUGUCAUUGCUUAAGGUUUGCUACUUCACCGUUGACUCGUCAUGUUGAGUGAGAGCAUUCCAGUCCUGCAGUACAAAGUCAUCUUGCAAAACAGUAGUCUAAAACUCAGAGAAUGGUGCAGAGUUGGUGUAUGCUGGCUGAAAGAAAACCCUGUACCUACAUGUCUCCUGCUGAUACGUCAGAUCAUGACGCCUGUGACUGUGUUUCAAGCUCCUAUCGCAUGAUAUGUGCCUGAGCCCCCUCUAUAACAGAUACAGUGCGGUUGAUCAACCUGAAUACAUGAGAAGGACGAAAAACAGCCUACCCUGUCCUUCAUGCGUUCAGGACACGCUGUGUGUGUGUGUGUGUGUGUGCGUGUGUGUGUGUGUGCGUGUGUGUGUGCGUGCGUUGCAGCCACUCGUCCUUCUGGUGUUGCGCUGAUCAGUGCCGUCAUCCCCCCAUCGGCUUGUAUGUGAUGGUGCACCUUUGAAGGAACAGCAUGUGGGAUCUUAGCUCUAAAAAAAAUAAGUCAUGGUAGAAAAACAGUAGAACAGUGUGGAGGGUUUGGAUCUACUAACAAAAAUAGUAUGUUGCAUUAAAAAAGCAAACUGAAAUCCCCAACUAUGAUUGAGCCGAGCUAAUAUCAGCAGCAGCUGCGUGUCCACCGUUAACGCUACGCCGUGAAAUCUGCGGCAGAAUUGGGAUCACGAAGAAGAGUGGUGUAUUAUCUGAAUGUUUUGUCUGUUACAAAAAGCUCAUGUCUGAGGAAUGAAAUGCCACAUAUUGCAUAAAAGUGGGCAUUAAUGGGUCCUCCUUUGAUCAGAGCAACUGCCUGGCACAGGGUUGGCACAGAGGCAAUAAAGAGCUUGGAUGUUCUCUGUUGCCAAUCCAGAUGUCACACGCUUGAAAAAACUCUCAGGAGUUAAGCUGCUGUGCUCGGUCUCCUAACAUGGGGAAAUGCUCAAACAUAGUUGGGAGGAAAUGCAACAAUACCACAGACUUGCUAAUAAGGACACAAGAGAGGAACAUGUGUUCUUUAUGCUAGCCUGUGUGCACAUGGUUUGCCACUGAUAGAUCCAAAUCCAGCUGUGAUAAUGAUGAAGGAUUGAGGAGGUAGCCUUGUACUCCUAAAACAAUACAAAUGUGUAGUUGGAUUUAUACAUAUAAACAUUUUAUUUUGUAUCCAUAAGCAUAAUCAAUUUGUACUUAUUUUUAUAGACAGGAACCAAGUGAAAAGUACUAUAGGAGAUAAAGAAAAAAACUCAAUUAGUAUCUUUAAUUACAACUACAUAUCAGUGGAUUUUGUGUUUGACUACAUCACCAUUUAUUUCACAUCAUACUAAAACAAAACGUUAUUUUUUUAUUCCCCUGCUCCCUCUUUAACAAACUGCAUCACUCUGGAGCUAAUAAAGCUUAGACUAGCUUGCAUUGUGAAGCCACCAUCUUCAGCCUGGCAGCUCGGCUCUGUUGAGUGCUUGUAGAAAUAAAUUUAGGCUCAUCCGAAGCCUCUUUUGGUUGGACAGAUGAGCCAUGUCUACGACUAAAUAAUGUGUCUGCGACUAAGCAUCCCUAGCUGUGAACAUGCAGACAGAAAGAUAGGUGUAAAGGAGUUAUGUAUCAGGGGGGUAAAUGCUGUAUCUAGAUGGAGAGCAGAUCAGAGUGGUGAUAAUAAUUAGAAGAUCAUUGAGUCGCUCCCUCUGUGUGCAGGCCAGAACUGAAUGACCUUCAUUAGAUGUGUUUGACCUAAAUUAGGUCCCCAGUGUGAAGGAAGAGUGUGUACACUACAGCACAGUGUGCUAGUGAUUUCCACUAAAUAUGAUUUCUAAUAUGACAGGGAGACACUGUUUAUUGCAGUGAUUCUCCUCUAAAGAGUGUAAAAGAAAAGUAUUUAUUAAGAAAAAAAAAAACAAUUUUGGAAAAUGGAAAAGAACAUAAUAUUGUGCUAAAUAUGUUUGUGUAAAUUCAACCCAUUAUAUAGACCACAUUUCUUUCUCAAACUGAAUGAUCUGAGCUUCAAUGUCCGUCUAUUGGGUGUGGUGCAACUAUACUGAAGCCUCAUACACAUUUGUCUUGAAGUGAACUUUUGAACUGUGAUUACAUCGUUGUCAAACUUUGUAGCAAAUAGAUUUCUUUUCAGAAAAUAUGUGAGUAAAAUGUAUGUAUAAUUGGGUUGUUAAUGGCAUACUUGCUAGCCUGAACAAUAAGGAACUAUUAAUAUUUGGUAAUGGCAAUGACUCAUUAUACAUAGAAUCGACAAACUGAUUGUUAUGUUUAAAAAAAAAAAGAAAAAAAAAGACAAUAUUUUGAAAAUGAAAGAUCCUGGAUUCUCAUAGGAAUGAGGAGACUAUUCAAGUACUGUAUGUGACACAUGGAGAAGAAUUUGAUCUAGAAGGAUGGAAGGUAGCACCAAUUCAGCAAAGGUUAUCAAAAGAGAGAACAUCCUUAAUUUUCCUGUUUUUAUUACAUUAUUACAGGGUUUACAUUCCAUUUUGUCAGCUUGUCAUUAUCUGCCACAAUCUGUCACAACUGCUCCUUAUUUGUUUACAGAGUAUUUUUGAGGUAAUUAAACAUAGCAUUGCUCAGAAGUAAAACGGCACAUGCUGCAAACUGGCAUUAACACAAACUCCUAAAGUAAUGCACCACUGGUUUUCAUUACACUUGAUUACUGUGCUUUUUCUACCUGAGCCGUCAUUGUGCAACUCAUUCAGGCUGGCAUUAUUCACAACACUGAGAUGUCUCUCCUUCCUACACCUUGUCAUACGUCUCUUUUAGAUGUUUUUAGGUCUUUGCAUUGUAUACCUCUAAAGUUUUUAGAGUGUUUUUUGAAGUGCCAUGAAAAGUUUAGUUGAGCAAGCAUCCUUCAGUCAUUCAGGGACACAGACUCACUUUUAGGGAGCUGAGUCCAAGUGUUUUCCACUGUGAAAACGGUGUCUUGUACUGACAUGGAGAACAUCCAAGCCAUCAAUGCCUCCAUGCCAGUAUAGUGCCAGGCAGUGCAGGAGGUCAAGAGGAGGGCCCAUAUUAAGUCCCACUAUAGCGAGAAGUGGCAUUCAGGAAGCCGGGGUAAGACAGAUGUUGAGCCCCUGGUCGUCAAACCACACAUAUCAUCUCUGCUGUGUGUUUGGUUACAGGUUAUCAGGUUGUGUCAUGUAGUGUAGUUAGAUAUGGAUGACUGAAAGAUGCACAUAGAGGCCCAUGUCUGUAACAUCAGAUGUGUUGUUGUCCACUUAACAAAUCAAAGACUAUGAUGCGUCAUACAUUACUGUUACAGUAUGUUGCAUUAUUUUUGUUAAUCUAUUUUUUGCUGUAAAGGAUGGAUAUAAUAACUUAUUUGCUGGGAAUUGUACUAGAUAUAAUAGAAUAUAUAAUACUUAUGGGGAUGGGAGGUGGGUCUCAAGUCUUAAUAAUACAUUAAAAUUGCAUUCGGCAAUUUUUAUGUUUUUUUUUUAAGAAAACUUGCAAUUUUUGUUAAUUUUUGGCUGCCUAUCAGUUAAGGAAGAAUUCAGGACAUUGCUCUUGCGUAUCACAGAUAGAAUUUGUUGGCACAUCGUCAUUGCAGCAAACAGGAGUUUGACAUAGCAGUCUAAUUAGUUUUGGAUGUGUUCUAGAUAUGAUGGAUAAAUUGAUUAUUUGAUGGUGCUGAGUUGAUCUACCUGACUCUGUCAAAUAUAAUCUGCUGAUAAAUAUACUGUCUUGUACAAAAAGUUUGUACAUAGAUUGUACAUGGUUUCUUUUUGUAUUUUCUCAAAUUAAAAUGGAUGUAUUUGUGUUCUAAA